Messenger RNA from Plasmopara halstedii, 186 nucleotides. RefSeq lists its product as uncharacterized. The transcript is spliced from 2 exons. The record is from RefSeq and is a predicted model, not a curated record. Lineage: Eukaryota; Oomycota; Peronosporomycetes; Peronosporales; Peronosporaceae. The coding region runs from base 1 to 186 and encodes 61 amino acids.
AUGCAUGCUAGCGCUCAACAUAUACCCAAGUUGCUUGUUUCUUCGCCAUACUUGGUCAUUGUGGUCGGCUCGAUUUUGGAGCCGUCAAAGUUUCGUGUACACCACCGCUACAAUUAUAAUGCGAUCGCUUCAUCAUGUGAGUGUGAGCAGUUGUGCCAGACUAACUACCUGCUUACUCGGUUGUAA